AUGGCUACUGCGAAAAAAAUCAAGCUUGAUGUCCGAUCAUUUCAGUCGUCAUGGACAAAUGACUUUGGAUUUAUUCAGCAGAAUGACCGUGCUGUGUGUGCUCUCUGCUGCGAGAAUGUCGUAUGCCGCACAUCAAGUGUUAAAAGACAUUUCGAAACAAAGCACGAAAAGACUUUCAAGGAUAGUGCUGACAAAGCUGAGGCGAUCAAGAAAGCAGUAUCCCGCUAUGGAAAACAGAGUAAUGUGUUUAAAAACUUGAGUGCUAGCAAAAGUAAUGAAACUGAGGCCAGUUACAAACUAGCUCUGUGUAUUGCUAAGCAUGGAAAGCCUUUUACUGAUGGAGAUUUUAUAAAAGCAGCUUUCCUAGAGUGCUCUGAAGUAUUAUUCGAUGGAAUAACAAACAAACACGUGAUUAUCUCAAGGAUAAAAGACAUGCCUGUCUCAGCUAGGACCGUGGAGAGACGUAUUUCUGAAAUGGCUGAUAAUGUAACCCAGCAGCAAACGGUUGCUUUAACAAUUACACCUGUGUUCAGUGUUGCCCUGGACGAAAGCGUGGAUAUAAAUGACAUUCCCCGCUUGGCUGUUUUUGCCAGGUAUAGUGACACAGAGGUACACGAGGAACUGUGCUGUCUUAAACCUAUGUAUGGAACCACCAAGGGAGAAGACAUACUGAAGGCAUUCACCGACCAUUUUGAGAACAGAGGGGUAGACAUAGGGGAAAGAUUUUUGCAAUUACAACGGAUGGUGUUAAGUUGUGGGAAGGUAUUGGAGAGAUUUGUGGGAUGCUUUGAUGAAAUCAAGGUUUUCUUAUCAGAAAAAGAAGACUAUCCUGAGUUGGAAGACGGAGAUUGGAUUGUGAAACUUAUGUUUCUCUCAGACAUCACCAAACAUCUAAAUGAGUUCAAUCUUCUCCUGCAAGGUGCAGGAAAAACGGUAUUGGAUUUGUACGAUAAUUGGAAAGCAUUUGUUGCAAAGCUUGCAAUCUACUCAACAGAUGUGGAAACCGGCUCUUUCCGUUAUUUCAAAAAUCUGAAAAACUUAUCUUCAAUGCAUCCAGUCAACACUUCUGAUCUACAACUGUACAUGCAAGAAUUAAAGUCAGAAUUCUCAAUCAGGUUUCAAGAUUUUCAACACAUGGGCCCAGUGUUUUCAUUUUUAAUCAGACCGGACACCUUUAAAUACAGUGACUUGGACACGACUCUCUUUGAGUGGAUGGAAACUGAGGAAUUAGAAAUGCAGUUAAUCGACUUUCAGGCCUCAACAUUGUGGUCAGCUAAAUUCAAAGAUCUUCGAGAAAUACUGGAAAGCAGUAAGAAUGAUCAUGCAACAUCCAUCUUAAGGUCUUGGGCAUCACUACCUGAUAAAUUCAAUUGCAUGAAGAAAGUAGCUUUUGCACUGCUAUCAGCGUAUGGAUCCACAUAUCAAUGUGAGCAGAUAUUUUCACAAAUGAAGCACAUCCUCAGCCCUCAUCGCAGCAGGCUUACAACGGAUCACUCUGAGGGUUGCGUGAAACUCAAGGUGUCGAAAUAUUCACCUGAAAUUUCAACUUUGGUCAAAGGGAAGCAAGAAGGGCAAGGAUCGCAUUAA
This is a messenger RNA of Macrobrachium nipponense, 1587 nucleotides long. Its product is annotated as general transcription factor II-I repeat domain-containing protein 2B-like. The transcript is spliced from 2 exons. NCBI's taxonomy places the organism in Eukaryota, Metazoa, Arthropoda, Malacostraca, Decapoda, Palaemonidae. The coding region runs from base 1 to 1587 and encodes 528 amino acids. The record is from RefSeq and is a predicted model, not a curated record. Gene Ontology annotation, molecular function: protein dimerization activity.